Esox lucius (northern pike) is the source of this 1018-nucleotide messenger RNA. It is a transcript of the gene sri, whose product is annotated as sorcin. Gene Ontology annotation, molecular function: calcium ion binding. The record is from RefSeq and is marked validated. Lineage: Eukaryota; Metazoa; Chordata; Actinopteri; Esociformes; Esocidae.
ACGCCCUUGGCCAUUACGCCUUUACAGUCAAAGAUAAACGAAGAGGCAGAAUAUCUAUUCAGCUAGUAUCAACGUUUUAUUCUUAGUAAUGAGUUAUCCGGGAUAUGGUGCGCCCCAGGGUGGAUAUGCAGGAGGGUAUGGCGGUGCCCCUGCAGGUGGUCCUGGUUUCGGAGGAUUCCCUGGUCAGCAGCAGGAUCCUCUCUAUGGAUAUUUUACCGCUGUUGCUGGCCAGGAUGGACAGAUAUCAGCAGAGGAGCUCCAGCAAUGCCUCACACAGGCUAACUUCUCCGGUGGCUACAAACCGUUUAACCUGGAGACCUGCAGACUAAUGAUCAACAUGCUGGACCGAGACAUGUCCUGUACUAUGGGCUUCAAUGAAUUCAAGGAGCUAUGGGCCGUGCUCAACGGCUGGAAGCAGCACUUCAUGUCCAUUGACCGCGACCAAAGUGGGACCGUGGAUUCUCAAGAGAUGCAGCAGGCUGUCAAUUCCAUGGGCUACAGGCUCAGCCCACAAACCAUGACCUGCAUCGUCAAGAGAUUCAGUUCUCAGGGGAAGAUCACCUUUGAUGACUAUGUUGCUUGUUGUGUGAAACUCAGGACUUUGACUGGUUUGUUCAGAAAGCGGGACCAAGCUGGACAGGGAAUGGCUGCAUUUGCAUAUGAUGAUUUCAUCCAGUGCACAAUGAGUACAUAAGAGAUGAAGCAGAAUAAACAAGGGCAAUUACCACUUUCAACUCAUUCCAUAACUUUGACAAUUUAGCAUGUGCUUUGUUUUCUUUGAGGUGGGAAUGAAAUUGCACACUUUUUGUACUGAAAUUCCAAAAAUGAAUUUACAGUGAAGGAUGUUCCUUUAAUAACAUUUAUAGAAAACUAGAAUAUUAGCUUUAGCUACUGUGCCUAUAAACCUCCAAAUGCCUAAUGAUUGGUUGUAUUCCUAUAUUGUUUCAUGUAGUUUUGCAUUGUGAAGAAUCUUCCACAUACUAAUAAUGUACAUACUAAGAUGAAUAAAACUUGUUAU